AUCUGACCCCUCUCUCACCCUAUUGGUCAUUGCUCAUCCACUAGAUUCAACCGACUACUGUACUGUAAAAGAUAAAAAGAAAGGGUGGAUAAUAAUAUCUGGGUUUUUUGUGGGUAGGAGUGCAUUAUUUAAGAGGCUUUAAGUUAAGUGUGGUUUUUUCAUAUUUUGGGGAGAUGGGUUUUUGGUGAUAUAUUGAAUCUGGGGUUUCUUUCUUGUAGGGUUUUAUGAGUUUAUUAAGAAAAGGGCAAAAGAGAAUAGAGUGAGAGAGGAAAAGCAAAAGACGUGGUCUUUCUCAUAUACACAGAUCCCAAUGGAAUGCAGGGGUGCUCCCCAGCAUUGCUCGCUAGAUAUUCAUUCUUUUUGUUUAGUUUAAAGAGACCAGUUUUUGUUGUUCUCUUGAGAGAGAUAGACAGAGAUUUUGUGGGGAGGAAUAAGGAGUUUAGCAUAGAAGGAAGAGUUUUGCUGAUGGAGGGAAGCAAGAGAUUUUGCUAUGAUUAGUUUAUUAGGUUGCCAAUGAUUGAGUUGCCUUGUAGCAGGAGAUAGAUACUAGUAAGAAGAAAAAAUAGGACCUUUGGGAGUGAAAAAAGGAAGAGAGAGAGAGAGAGAGAUAGAUUUUACAAGAAGAAGAAGAUGAAGUCCAUGAAUGAUAACAGUGGCAGCAAUAAUAACUGGUUGGGCUUUUCUCUCUCACCCCACAUGAAAAUGGAGGUUCCUUCUGAUCCUCAACAACAACAUCAGUACCAUCAUCAUCAACAGGGCCAGGCUUCUUCAGCUGCUGUUUCUAGUGCUCCUCCUCCUACUAGUUACUACCUUAAUACCCCAGCUGGAAUUUGUUACUUGGUUGGAGAAAAUGCUGGUUUUCACUCUCCGUUGUCUGUAAUGCCACUCAAGUCAGAUGGCUCUCUUUGUAUUAUGGAAGCUCUCACUAGAUCACAACCGGAAGGAAUGGUGCCAAGUUCAUCACCAAAAUUGGAAGACUUUUUAGGUGGUGCAAGUAUGGGAACCCAUGAGUAUGGAACUCAUGAAAGAGAAGCAAUGGCGCUAAGCUUAGACAGCAUUUACUACAACCAAAAUGCCGAGGCUGAAACCAGCAGGGAACAUUCACUGGGCCUUCUCCAAGAACCUUAUAGGCAACAAGAGCAACAUAUUCCGGUUCAAACCCACCCAUACUAUACUGGGCUUCACUGCCACGGGAUAUAUCAAACACCAUUGGAGGAUGAAUCAAAGCAAACCCAUAUAGCAGAUUGUGAUUCUCAAAUCCCUCACAUGGCGGAAGACGGGAUUCCUUGCUUGAAAAACUGGGUGGCUAGGCAGUACUCUGCCCAGCAUGCUCUGGAGCAGCAAAUGAAUGGUAACAUUGUUGAUGAUAAUGGUGCUUCUGGGUCUGUAAAUGCAAUGGGAUGUGGGGAUUUACAGUCUUUAAGCUUGUCCAUGAGCCCUGGUUCUCAGUCUAGCUGUGUUACAGCUCCAAGGCAGAUCUCACCUACUGGAGCUGAAUGUGUUGCCAUGGAAACAAAGAAGAGAGGUCCUGGAAAAGUUGGUCACAAGCAACCUGUACAUAGGAAGUCCAUUGACACAUUUGGACAGAGAACUUCACAGUAUAGAGGUGUUACAAGGCACAGAUGGACUGGUAGAUAUGAGGCCCAUCUGUGGGAUAACAGUUGCAAGAAGGAAGGGCAAACCAGGAAGGGAAGGCAAGUUUAUCUUGGGGGUUAUGAUAUGGAAGAGAAAGCUGCAAGAGCAUAUGACCUUGCUGCCCUGAAGUACUGGGGGCCUUCAACUCAUAUUAACUUUCCGCUAGAAAACUAUCAAUCAGAACUGGAAGAAAUGAAGAACAUGAGCCGGCAAGAAUAUGUUGCUCACUUGAGGAGGAAAAGUAGUGGGUUUUCAAGGGGAGCUUCAAUGUACCGAGGAGUGACAAGGCAUCACCAACAUGGAAGAUGGCAAGCUAGGAUUGGCAGAGUUGCAGGAAACAAGGACCUUUAUCUGGGGACAUUCAGCACUCAAGAGGAAGCAGCCGAAGCCUAUGACAUUGCUGCCAUAAAGUUUCGUGGCGUAAAUGCAGUCACCAACUUCGACAUAACCAGAUAUGAUGUUGAAAGGAUCAUGGCAAGCAAUACUCUACUUGCUGGGGAGCUGGCUAGGCGAAACAAAGAUACAGAUUCAAGAACUGAAGCUAUUGAUUAUAAUCCACCAAUGCACAAUGGUGGGGAAGCCAAUCAAACUGAAAAUGGAAAUGGUAAUGGUAAUAGCUCGGAUUGGAAGAUGGCUUUGUAUCAGUCCACACAGCAACAGCAACAGCAACAGCAACAUCCACAUGCGUGUGUUGAGUCACUUGAUCAUCAGAAAUCUGUUAAUUAUCGGAACCCGUCUUUCUCAAUGGCCCUACAAGACUUAAUUGGUAUUGAUUCAGUGAACUCAAGUCAGGCGAUGGUAGAUGACUCGAGCAAAUUUGGUACACACUUUUCAAAUCCAUCGUCACUUGUGACCAGUUUGAGCAGCUCAAGAGAGCCUAGCCCAGAUAAAACCGGCUCCACAAUGCUCUUUGCAAAGCCCCCUUCAGCUUCAAAGUUCAUUAGCCCUGCCACCGGUGUUAGUUCCUGGUUCCAAUCACCUCAGCUGAGGCCUACACCAAUCUCUAUGUCUCACUUGCCAGUUUUUGCUGCUUGGACUGAUACUUAAAAAAAAAAAAAAAAAAUGAAAGCCUUUAUGCGUUUUGUUACACCAUGUAAAGUUUUGCAUGCACAAGAAUGUAGAAUUUGGUGUUGGUAGUGUGGAGGAAAAAGGAAGAUGCAGUAAGAUUUUGAUUUUUGUUUACCAAAAAGUAGUACCUAGUGGAAGAAAUGGUGGAAUUAAUGCAAGACAAAUGUGGGAGCCAGUUAUGUUGUCUCAAACCAAAGUGUAAGCAACUUUUUCAAAACUGAACCUUUUUGGUUAUAUCACAAUGAAGAUUUUGCAAAAUGGAGGGAAGGUAUUAAGGGAGAAGCUAAUGAUUAAAUUCUUUGAAAUGAUGUUUGCAAUAUAGAAGUGGUCUAUUACAUUAUUGAA
This is a messenger RNA of Quercus robur (English oak), 3048 nucleotides long. Its product is annotated as AP2-like ethylene-responsive transcription factor CRL5. The coding region runs from base 631 to 2682 and encodes 683 amino acids. Gene Ontology annotation, molecular function: DNA binding; DNA-binding transcription factor activity. Gene Ontology annotation, biological process: regulation of DNA-templated transcription. The record is from RefSeq and is a predicted model, not a curated record. The transcript has 10 exons. Lineage: Eukaryota; Viridiplantae; Streptophyta; Magnoliopsida; Fagales; Fagaceae.